AUGUUCAUCCUUGCCGCCCGCAGCCUUGUAAUUGUCUGUGCUAUAUUUAUCAGUCAAUCGUUGGAGUGGGACGACAUCUUUAAGAAGACUUUAAAUCAUUUCCAGUGUUGGACUGUGAAAAGAAUCUCACUCGUCUGCUACAGGUGUGCGAAACGUCACAGCGAUGACUUCCGAUAUUUCUACGUCAACUGUUGCAGUGGUCCCGACAACAAGUUCCGGUCCUACUGUGAAGACAUCUAUACUGCGCCGCCCGAGAAUGAUGGAUAA
Messenger RNA from Candidula unifasciata, 267 nucleotides. The record is from the annotation of a GenBank genome assembly. NCBI's taxonomy places the organism in Eukaryota, Metazoa, Mollusca, Gastropoda, Stylommatophora, Geomitridae.